This is a messenger RNA of Rhizophagus irregularis DAOM 181602=DAOM 197198, 1688 nucleotides long. RefSeq lists its product as uncharacterized. The record is from RefSeq and is a predicted model, not a curated record. Lineage: Eukaryota; Fungi; Glomeromycota; Glomeromycetes; Glomerales; Glomeraceae. Gene Ontology annotation, biological process: regulation of transcription by RNA polymerase II. Gene Ontology annotation, molecular function: DNA-binding transcription factor activity, RNA polymerase II-specific; RNA polymerase II cis-regulatory region sequence-specific DNA binding; protein binding.
UUCAAAAAAAAAAAAAGAAAAUCACAUUUCCGUGGCGUUGAAUUUGUUUUUUCAUUAUUAUCAAACCUUAAUUUUUUUUUUCGCUUUAUAGUGAAUAUCUCUCCAUUAAACAUUUCGCACGCAAAGAUAUUUCUAAGAAAUGGAUAAUGGACCAAUACAAGCUUACGCUAAACUUGAAGGUGACAACUUUUGUUAUUACAUUAAAACGCUACAAGUAAUUCUUGGACGUAAAACAAGUGGUUCGGAUCAGGUUGAUAUACACCUCGGUUCAACUAAAGCAAUAUCAAGACAACACGCGCGACUUUAUUACAAUUUUCAAGAACAACACUUUGAACUGAUGAUUUUCGGGAAGAAUGGUGCUUACAUUAAUGAAGUCUUUUGUGAAAAAGGUGUUACAGUACCGCUAGAGAAUAGGACGAAGAUUCAAAUUGGCGAGGUGGUGUUCUCAUUUUUACUCCCAAGAAUGGAUGGUGAGGUUGUUACGUCUACUAAUACUGAGAAUGACACGUAUAAUAUAACCGGUAAAACAACUUAUCAAGAAGUAACGUUCGACCAUGACUCUCCAUCAGAAAAUGGUCAAAGUUAUUCAAAUGGAUAUAUUAAUACUACCAGUCAGGAAUAUUCACAUGGAUAUACUACUAAUAAGGUUAAUUCAUUAGACAGUGGAAUCGGUUCAUCAAAUGUUAGUCAAAGAAGUGGUUCUACUUCUUCUACCUCUACUCAAGAAGAUCUUAUUGAACAACAUGCUAUUGAAAAGAUUGACACAUCAAAAUAUCAAUCGAGACAAAUUAAACCUCCUUUCUCAUACGCUUCUUUAAUCGCUCAAGCAAUACAAUCAGCUCCUUCUAAGAGGAUGACACUUAAUGCAAUAUAUAAUUGGAUAACGACACAAUAUCCUUAUUAUAAAAUUGCUCAAAAUGGAUGGCAGAAUUCUAUUCGUCAUAAUUUGUCAUUAAACUCAGCUUUUGUUAAAGUCCCACGUAAUGAUCAUGAACCUGGUAAAGGAGCAUGGUGGACAAUUGAUCCUGAAUGUGAAUCUCAAUUUACUGAUGGUGUAUAUAAAAAAAAUCGAAGGCCAGUCGCUGCAAAAGAGAAGAGAACGCCUUAUCCACCACCAGAGAAAACUGUAAGAAAAAGAUUAAUUAGCGAUAAUAAUGAUAACAACGACGGAAGAAGCUGUAAGAAGAUAUCAAACCAUCAAAUUUCCAUAAAUGAUAAAAAUUUACAGGCUAACAAUAAUAAUUGUGGUAUUGAGAGUAUCAUCACCGCUGCGGCUAAUAUUGGAGGAAAACAAGACGUUAUACUAAAAACUAAUGGACUUCCUCCUAUCUCUCCUCCCUCUUCUAGUUCUUCUUUACAGUUAGUAACAUCAACAUCAACAUCACACGGAAUCAAUUCUCAUUUAAAAAGAAAUAUAGCACCAGCACCACCAGUUCCAAUUGCACCAUUAAUUCCACGUCAAUCCAGCGGGAAACAAUAUCAUCAAUUCACAUCAUCAAGUUGUUGGAAUGCACAUCAUCAUCUUCAAAUUGCUCCCAAAAAGUCUUUACCUGAUCAAGGAUUAGGUAAUUAUGCAAAAUAGAUCAGGGAACUUUUACGUUAAAUUUUUUAUUAAGGUAGAGGUAGACAUACACUUUAUAAUGUAAACAAGUUCAAAGAAGAUUUAACAAAAAAAAAAAAAAAAAAAA